Messenger RNA from Clarias gariepinus (North African catfish), 2024 nucleotides. RefSeq names its product Glyco_hydro_56 domain-containing protein. The transcript is spliced from 4 exons. Gene Ontology annotation, biological process: hyaluronan catabolic process; carbohydrate metabolic process. Bases 17 to 1558 code for a protein of 513 amino acids. NCBI's taxonomy places the organism in Eukaryota, Metazoa, Chordata, Actinopteri, Siluriformes, Clariidae. The record is from RefSeq and is a predicted model, not a curated record. Gene Ontology annotation, molecular function: hyalurononglucosaminidase activity.
CUUCUCAUUCAUCCCAAUGGAUCACAAAGGAUCCUUCAACCCCCUCAUCCCUUUUAUUCUGCUCCUCUUUGCCUCCUGUUUGUGUCUUAAUGGGCCAGCCCGCUCUCCUCUCCUGCCUGGUCAGCCUUUCCUGAUUCUUUGGGCUGUACCAAACAAGGACUGUGUUGGUCGCCCUGACCCAGCAGCUUUCGGGAUGGAGUUGGAGGAUCGCGUGGCUGAGUUUAAUGAGGACUCAUUGGGACUAUACCCAUAUUUCAGUUCAGAGGGAGUGCCUAUGAAUGGUGGGCUGCCCCAGCAUACCAGCCUGGAGCGCCACCUGCAAAAAUUGGAAUGGGACCUUACAGCAACUUUGCCGCAGGCUGGGGCGCCUGGCCUUGGGGUGCUGAGGUGGAACGAGUGGGAGCCGCAGUGGAGCAGAAACCGGGGUAAUCAGCGGAGGUAUUUGGAGACAUCGCGAGCAUUGCUUCGGGGUUUUUUCCCAGACUGGAACACAGACGAGGUGGAGAAAUGGGCUCAGGUGGACUUUCAAGCUGCAGCCCAAUUUAUUCUCAUGGAGACCCUGAUAGAGCUAAAAAGACUCCGCCCACAGAGACUGUGGGGCAUGGCUUCGUACCCAAGCUGCUACAACUCUAAUCCUGUUCAGAUGCUGCUAGCUAAUUACACAGGCCACUGCCCUGCUGCAGAGAUGGCACUAAACGAUGAACUAAUGUGGUUAUGGAAGCAAAGCAAUGCACUUUACCCCAUCCUUGCACUGGAGAAACUCCCUGAAGGAACCAAGGGUGCAUGGCUGUAUGCAUCCAAUCAGAUCAGGGAAGCAUUAAGAGUGGCUGCUCUAGCAGGGACAACAUUUGAGCUUCCCGUUUUUCCACUGGUCAAGAGUAUGUACACCUCCUCCAGUGACUUUCUCUCUGAGGCUUGUUUGGUGAAUACUGUAGGAGAAAGUGCUGCUAUGGGUGCAGCAGGAGUCAUUAUCUGGGACAGAUUCCAUACAACUAAAACACAGAAGUUGUGCUCUGAUCUUACCUCGUAUGUGCGAGAGGUUCUUGGCCCCUAUGCUGUCAACGUAACCACAGCGACACGUCUUUGCAGCAUGUCACUUUGCAAGGGCCGGGGGCGCUGUGUACGCAAGAAAUCAGAAGACCCUAUAUACCUUCACCUUCCUCCUGCUCACUUUUUGCUGCAGCGCCAGGAUGAAGACAGCAUCCGAGCAACAGGGCAACUCCCCCCAAACUACCUGGAUGGGUGGAGAAGAGACUUUCAGUGCCAUUGGUUUGAGGCUUUGGAAGGAGCAGCUGCUGAUCAGGAGUCAAUUGGCACCGAGAGUGGUGGUCAGUGGUCCAUGCCCACUGAAAGGCCACCCAGUAUUGUUGUUCAUACUGUGGGAACACAUGGACAAAAUGAAGGGACGGAGAAAACACUGGAGAAAAUUAAAGGGAUAGAGGCUCCUAUGAUGCCAGAUGGACAAGAACCGUCAAAAAGUGGCUGCCCUGCCCACUUCGUGACCAUCAUGCUUUUUUGUGUUCUGCCAUUCCUUAGCCCCACAAACCUAGACUUCUAAAUUGGUCUUCUUGUCAGAUGGGGCAUACAAGAGGAAUCAUUUUGCCUUAAUUGUGUUUGUUUUACUUAAAAUGUCUAUCAAAACUAAAAAUAGCUGCGACAUAAAAAUCUUAUUUUCAUGUUCAUGGACUUGAAUGAGGAUGGUCAGAUCAGAAUUAUUACGAUUUUUUAAAAUCUGUGCAUGCUUAUUACUCUGGAUGGCACGAGCAAAGAUUUACCAAUGUACGCAUUUGUUAUUUCAGAGGACGGAUGCAUCCAAAAUUAGAGUCAGAUAACGUCACUUGUAAUUAUGAAUGCAAUCUGAUCAGAACAAAAAAAUAGGGAUUGAACAUUAUGGCUUAUGUUGAACGGGUCCAUUUAGCUUAAGAUCCAUCAGCUUGUUUGUUUUUGCCAUUGUAUUCUUACUUAGCUUUUACACCUACCAAUCUCUAUCCAGAUCUCCCCACUACAUGUCAACAACUAAUCUA